GUCCGUUCGCCGAUCGUGUCAAACUUCCGUUUGAUUUGAGCGACGACGAGGAAUUCGUUUUGUCAAAGUGAAAUACUCAUUUUUUUAAUCUUUGUACGGUUGCAUAUAGUCGACCGGGCGGUCAUGUCUAGUCGCGAAGCCCUAAACAUGAAGCUUCCACCGAUCCAGUCCACGGCCGGAGCCGUGCCGGUCCGGAAUGAAAAAGGUGAACUCUCCAUGGAGAAGGUGAAGGUGAAAAGGUAUGUGUCGGGUAAACGCCCUGACUACGCGCCGAUGGAGUCGUCUGAUGAAGAAGAAGAAGACUUCCAGUUUGUGAAGAAGGGAAAAGAAAUGGAGCCAGAGGUGGAGCUGGAGGAGGAGGACGUCUCUGAUCCACGUCUCAGGCGUUUGCUGAACCGUGUCUCUGAGGACGUGGAAGAGAGGCUUGCAAGACACAGACAGAUAGCAGAGCCUGAAGUUGUGGCUGAGAGCAGCGAAGACUCUGAUGAAGGCACGUGGCACCCACAGCGAGAGGAGAGCAGUGAAGAUGAAGAGGAGGAGGAAGAAGAAGUGGAUGAUGAGGAAAUUGAGAGGAGGCGAGCAAUGAUGCGUCAGCGAGCCUUGGAUAGAAAGAAUGAAGAGAUGGAGGUCAUGGAGGUGGAGGAAGAGGGGAAAUCAGGAGACGAGUCGGAGAUGGAGUCUGAAUACGAGGAAUACACCGACAGCGAGGACGAAGCAGAGCCGCGGCUCAAACCUGUCUUCAUCCGCAAAAAAGAGAGAGUCACAGUGGCAGAGCGUGAAGCAGAGGAGCAGAGGCAGAGAGAGUUGGAGGCCGAAGCGAAGAGGCAGGCGGAGGAGCGACGGCGCUAUACCCUCAAGAUCGUGGAGGAAGAGGCCAAGAAGGAGUUUGAGGAGAACCGGCGCACACUGGCUGCUCUGGACGCUCUGGACACCGAUGGAGAGAACGAGGAGGAGGAAUACGAAGCCUGGAAGGUCAGAGAGCUGAAGCGCAUCAAAAGGGACAGAGAGGCACGGGAAGCCUUCGAGAAGGAGAAGUCUGAAAUCGAGAGAUUCCACAGCUUGACUGAGGAGGAGCGCAGGGCCGAGCUGCGCAACAACGGCAAGGUCGUCACCAACAAAGCCACCAAAGGCAAAUACAAGUUCCUCCAGAAGUACUACCACAGAGGAGCCUUCUUCAUGGACGAGGAAGAGGACGUGUACAAGAGAGAUUUCAGUGCACCUACUCUGGAGGAUCACUUCAACAAAACCAUCCUACCCAAAGUUAUGCAGGUGAAAAACUUUGGUCGGUCUGGACGCACAAAGUACACCCACCUGGUGGACCAGGACACCACGUCGUUCGACUCUGCCUGGGCUCAAGAGAGCGCUCAGAACACCAAGUUCUUCAAGCAGAAGGCGGCAGGCGUGAGGGACGUGUUUGACCGGCCCACCGUGAAGAAGAGGAAGACUUAAGAUGCACAUGAAGAGGAUAUGAGCAGGCCCACGGUGCAGCUGUAAAUACUUUGAGAGACUGAGCUGCAGCCUGAUGGUCUGUUUUUCUGGACUGUGACGUGGAAGGAAAUCAGCAGAUGGACUGAUUGUAAGGUGCACCAUCACUGCUGGCUCCAUGAAAUCUACAGGAGAUGCAGCUGGUGGGAUGUAAUUUUGUAAAUUCAACAUUUAGUACACACAGUCUCCCACUGACUCGUUCCUUUUUCCUCGGUGUUGUUUACUGAUAUUUGAUGACUAUUCCAAUAAAAGCAGUGUGUUUUCUUUUUUCAUAAAUGGACAUGAAAGAAGCCAAAUGUCAACUUUUAUUUAAAAAAAAAAACAAAAAAAAAACAACAGUAAAGAUGACACCACGACAGUUUAACCACCCAGCGUGACCGAUGAGCCUGAUGAAGCAGUCCAGUGUCAGUCAUGUUUGUUCAGUUGGUCAGAGCCACCAGAGCUUCCACCACGUUCCCCAUGUGUUCCCUCAGACUGCGCUCAGCCACGGCCCUCGAAAUCUCCAUCUCAGACAUCUGGACAAUAACACGGACACCAAAAGAAGCGUAAAGACAACUGGUUUUAUAAAAACUACAGUUUGACUUCCUUCCUACAGUUUGGCUUCCUUCCUUCCUUCUGUAACGCACUGAUGUAAUUUAAAACGUAGGUUUAAUAUUUGAUUUCCAUUACCAACGCUCCAAUCAACAAACUUUAGACAGCACUGGUCCAAAUGUUGAAUUUUAUUUUUAGAUCACCAAUUUACAAUAAUAGUCGGGACUUAAUAAGGUAACAUAAAAGUCGCAUGUGCACACAUGUAGUGACUGUGUGAAGGAACUACUCCACUGUAGAGCCAGGCUCAUACGCUGCGAUCACCUGGGAAAUCAAAGGAAAGGAAUUCCAGUUCUAAUCGUUUCAAGUGAAGCUUUUAGGAAUUCUGCUACUUUCAGAUCGCUGAGAUCUGAUUUUUGUCAAUUAUCAAUAGAAGUGUUUUUGAUUCUGGUCCAAGAUGCUCAUAUUUAUCAUUUUCACCACAACUAAAAAACAGAAUCAACUUUUUGGGUUUGGGUCACACGGCGUUAGUGUCCACAUACUUUAGAUCAUGUAGUGAACCAGCAUUUGUGUGGUUGUAUAACAGCUAAAUGGAUUAAU
Neolamprologus brichardi is the source of this 2613-nucleotide messenger RNA. It is a transcript of the gene mfap1, whose product is annotated as microfibril associated protein 1. NCBI's taxonomy places the organism in Eukaryota, Metazoa, Chordata, Actinopteri, Cichliformes, Cichlidae. The record is from RefSeq and is a predicted model, not a curated record.